Molecule: messenger RNA, 645 nt
Organism: Rhodotorula toruloides NP11
Lineage: Eukaryota; Fungi; Basidiomycota; Microbotryomycetes; Sporidiobolales; Sporidiobolaceae
Product: ER to Golgi transport-related protein
Exons: 4
Coding region: 1-645 (214 amino acids)
Biological process (GO): intracellular protein transport; endoplasmic reticulum to Golgi vesicle-mediated transport; Golgi organization
Cellular component (GO): COPII-coated ER to Golgi transport vesicle; endoplasmic reticulum; Golgi apparatus
Source: RefSeq, a predicted model, not a curated record
AUGCGGCUGCCCCUCCUCCUCGGCUCCCUCCUCGCCCUCGCCCACUCCUGUACAGCACUGUACUUCUACCUCGGAGCAGGGGAGAACCGGUGCUUCAUUGAGGAAUUGCCGAAGGAUACGAUUGUUGUGGGGCACUACAAGGGAGAGGAAUGGCAGGAGUCGUCGAAGAGCUGGAUCACGAAUGACCAGCUGGGCAUCCAGAUCGUCGUUGCGGAGGUCGAGUCGGGCGAAAAGGUGGUCAACACGCGCGGACUGCCCGAGGGCAAGUUCACGUUCACGUCGCACGAGGCGGGCGACCACACGAUCUGCCUCAAGAGCAACUACACGGGCGGGUGGUUCUCGACAACGCAGGUGCGGAUGCACCUCGACAUUGCGGUCGGCGAGGCGAAAGUCGACGAGGAGGGCGAGCGGGCGCACGUCAAGGACCUCGCCGAGAAGGUGCGCGACUUGAACCACCGCCUCGCCGACAUUCGCCGCGAACAGCAGUUCCAGCGCGAGCGCGAGGCCGAGUUCCGCGUGUUGAGCGAGCGGACCAACUCGCGCGCGGUCUGGUGGAGCGUGUUCCAGCUUGCCGUCCUCGCGGGCACAUGCUUCUGGCAGCUGCGGCAUCUGCGCCUCUUCUUCGAGAGCAAGAAGCUGCGAUGA